Messenger RNA from Penicillium expansum, 810 nucleotides. RefSeq lists its product as uncharacterized. The record is from RefSeq and is a predicted model, not a curated record. Lineage: Eukaryota; Fungi; Ascomycota; Eurotiomycetes; Eurotiales; Aspergillaceae. Bases 1 to 810 code for a protein of 269 amino acids. The transcript is spliced from 4 exons.
AUGCCGUCGGACACGACCUCAAAGAUUGAUUCGCACGCGAGUUUCCAGACAAGAAUUGAUGCUCUAGGGGCAAGACUAGAAAAUCUUGAAAAGAAUUCUCAACAUCCUCUCGAAAAUGAUCGCUCGAGAUAUUCCACGGGGCUAGCCGAAACAUUGCCCCGGAUGAACGAGACAAACCAGGGGAGCAAGUCCACUGAGGUAUCGAGUAUCCCAUCGCGUGUUACCACCCCUAACGAUUCUUCUCAUCGGACGGCAGAAGCCCAUCGAUUCAUCCAGAACGAGCUUGAGCAGAACGAUGGCAUGACUAAGGAUCGUCAAAACGUGCUCACGUCGGCUUUAGAUUUCGUUGCCAGAUUCUCUCAUCCUUCGCUUCCUCAACCCAAUCUAAAUGUUUUAGACACAGAAGAAGAUCUAGUGUCUGGAUCAACUCCCCCUGAGCUACUUUAUAUGAUGCUUCCAGUGGAGACAACCGAUGAGAUUGACGAUGAGACUCAGGCUAGUCUCUACUGGUGCUAUUACCUCGACAAGGUUCUGAGUUGUCUUUUCGUACGACAACCUUCUCUUCCGAAAUUGCGCAUUGAUCCGGCUUCUAUGAUCCCCGUCAACUCCGCAAAUCCUCUUCAGACAACAGUGAAGAUAAUGGUGGAAAUGGCGAAAAUACAGGAGGAGGUGCUAGAAAUGCAGCUCAAUCAAGAUGUUGUUGCAGACAAAUCUCGGGUCGAUGCGAUAGUAAUCUCCGCAGAUUCUCUCUUAGCUCUCAUCAAAGAGGUAAUCUUGCUUUACCCCUUCCAAUUUUAUGGUGAUAACUAA